AUGUCUACCGCAAUAGCAUCUGCCCCCUUGACUUCACCACACCCGACCCGCAACCCCAGCCCGCGAAACCUUCCAUCGUUGGCUCCCCCUUCAAACCCAUCCCCUUCCCGGAUGUCGACGAGUUCCAAGGAUGGCGCAAAGGGGUCCCCGACCGAGAAGCGAGGCCCCGGGUCUCCUCAAGGGACCGGCCCGCAGAUCACCGUCAAAAAGGAACCCGGGUCAUCGCCACGGAUGCAGAGUCGACCGCGGCCUCGUAAACUAGACCUUUCCACCAGUCUCCCCUCCAGCAGCCUUUCAGUGCGUCCGCCCGGAGGGCCCAUGACAGCCUCGCUCCAAGACGUGGGCCUGGCCUGCUUGUCGCCGGGCUUCCAAACUCACGAUCCGAUCAUGCGCGAGCAGCUACAGCGCAGUCUCUCGGUGCGGGACCAGCAGCGUUCCAUUAUCGAGCAGCGUAUGCAGAAAUCCGCCAAGGAUACCGGACCUGAUGGCGUUCCGCCCUCCGAAUCGAUGGGCAUGCCCAAGACCGCAAAGCGCAGGCCCCCAGGCCUCUCCAUUGUGCCCCCCUCCGCGUCUCAGUUUGCCAACGAGCGAGUAAUUCAAUCGGCCCCGCUGAACCAGACCUUCACAGGCCGGUAUCAGCCUCAGCCAUUGACCCGCCACGUCGUCAACCAGAGCCCGACCCUGGGCGCAACCUCCCACAUGCACCAGCUGCCAGCUGCUCAGACCAAUAACCGUCUUCCCCCGCUAUCCGACGUAUUCGGCUCCGAGACCCUGAAUCGCGACCGCGAUCCCGCCAUGGGCAACAUUCACCUCGCCUCCAGCAACUCCUCCCAAUCCAACAACCUGGCCCCAAUGCCGUCCCCAGGUCUUCCAGCCUCCCAAACCCCGAGCCGCCCGCGCGAGUAUCGCUCCGCCGAGGAAGCCGUACAGGAAAUGUCUGGCGGACGCGAGGAUCUUCUCCCUCGGAUUGUCCACUAUGGAGGCCACCAGCCGCCCACCCCACCAUCGCCUCAGAUCAUCCACGCCGGCCCCAAGACCGCCCCUCUCGCUCCAGAGCCUCGAGCACCCGGUCCGCCGCCCGCGUCCUUUGGCAUGUUUGCCCCAUCCGAUACCACCGCCCGCCGACGCCCGAGAAGCGAGUACGAGCAGGAUAACGGAACACCUCCUCUCGGCCAUGGCCCUGACUCCCAGUACCGCGCCAACCCGGCGACAAACCCUGGCCCGCAUGCUACGUUCUCCGGGCCCUUUGGCGCGGGGCGUGACUCGCCUGAAACGCAGCGCAGAAAGAAGGAUGAGUUCCUUGGCCUCUGCGCUCGGGCUUGGGAUCUAUUCCAUUCGUGA
Messenger RNA from Penicillium salamii, 1341 nucleotides. Lineage: Eukaryota; Fungi; Ascomycota; Eurotiomycetes; Eurotiales; Aspergillaceae. The record is from the annotation of a GenBank genome assembly.